Molecule: messenger RNA, 1242 nt
Organism: Spea bombifrons (plains spadefoot toad)
Lineage: Eukaryota; Metazoa; Chordata; Amphibia; Anura; Pelobatidae
Product: pepsin A-like
Exons: 9
Coding region: 1-1143 (380 amino acids)
Biological process (GO): proteolysis
Molecular function (GO): aspartic-type endopeptidase activity
Source: RefSeq, a predicted model, not a curated record
AUGAGGUGGUUUCUGCUUUGUGUGUCGGUGGCCAUUACCCAGGGCUUCGUGGUCAUUCCGCUGAUUAAGAGCAAGUCUUUGAGAAACAAUCUGAAAGAACGUGGGCUUCUUGAAGAUUUUUUUCAGGCAGAACAUCAAACAUUGUCCAGGAAAUAUGUUCUUGGGUUAGAUCCACCAGACACGGCACCCACGGAGCAUUUAAUCAAUUACAUGGAUAAUGAAUAUUUUGGGGUCAUUCAGAUUGGGACCCCACCUCAGGAAUUCAAAGUGGUUUUUGAUACCGGAUCGGCUGACCUGUGGGUCCCUUCAGUCUCCUGCACCAGCUCUGCAUGUACGAAUCACCACAGAUUCAGCCCCCGGUUAUCAUCCAGUUACCAGCCCACCGACCGGGUGGUGUCCAUCUCUUAUGGCACAGGAAGCAUGAGUGGGGUUCUUGGCUUUGACACAGUGAAGGUGGCGAACUUUGAGGACACGCACCAAGGUCUAGUGCUGAGUGAGACAGAGUCCAUAUUCCUCUCCUACUCUCCCUUUGAUGGGGUCCUAGGCUUGGCAUACCCCAGUCUUUCUGUGUCUGGAGUACCCCCAGUCUUUGAUAAUAUAUGGAGUAAAGGUCUUAUUGAUCAGGAUCUCUUCUCUGUUUACCUGAACAGUGACAAAGGGAGCUCAGUGACGUUUGGUGGCAUCAACCCUGCAUUUUAUUCUGGAAGCCUUCAGUGGGUGGAUGUCACGGUUCAGAAAUACUGGCAGAUCACAAUAGAUAGCAUCAGCAUGGAUGGACAGGUCAUUGCUUGUCAUGAUGGAUGUGCUACAAUCGUGGACACUGGGACCUCUGUGAUUGCUGGACAUCCUGAGGCUAUUAGCAGCAUCCAGGAAAUCAUUGGCUCAAAGCCAGACAAAUAUGGAUUGUAUACUGUAAGCUGCGAUUCCGUCGGUUCCCUGCCAGAUAUCAUCAUAACGAUUAAUGGCGUCAAGUAUCCACUACCUGCAAGUGCCUACAUUAACCAGUUUCCGGGGUCCUGCAGCAGCGGUUUUCAGACAACCUCAGGGCUGUGGAUUCUGGGGGACAUUUUCAUCCGCCAAUAUUUUGUAGUUUUUGACAGAGGAAAUAACCGAGUUGGAUUUGCUCCUGCAAUAAAGUCUUAAGCAUUAUCAAAGAGCGUUAAUAAAAAUCAGCACUACAUCUCCAAAAAUGCAUGAGAAUUAUUGUGUACUUUCAAUUGCAUUUUACAGAAAUACCCUAAU